This is a messenger RNA of Drosophila suzukii, 1314 nucleotides long. Its product is annotated as transcription factor Ouib. The record is from RefSeq and is a predicted model, not a curated record. Gene Ontology annotation, cellular component: nucleus. Gene Ontology annotation, molecular function: zinc ion binding; DNA-binding transcription factor activity; RNA polymerase II cis-regulatory region sequence-specific DNA binding. Gene Ontology annotation, biological process: regulation of transcription by RNA polymerase II. NCBI's taxonomy places the organism in Eukaryota, Metazoa, Arthropoda, Insecta, Diptera, Drosophilidae.
UGAUUUGCUUCUUCUUCUACCGCCAUUCACUUGGAAAUUCAGUAUAAUAUUCUUUAACUUCAAAAAAACAUCUCAGGUUUGUUUGCUUUGUAUUUAAAUAUAUACUCAAAAUGCCUGGUCUGCGCUCAGUUUGCCGGACUUGCGGUAAGAAUGUGAAUAAUUCGCGGGCCAGAGCCAUUAAACUCUUCGACAAGCACAUACAUUUAAUAAGUUUAAUUGAAAACAUCACCGAUAUGUAUCUGGAGUUCGAUGCUACCAUGCGACUCAUUUGCCAUUGCUGCAAACUGCAGCUGGACAGGAUUUUGGAAUUCCGCACUAAGUGCCUGGAUGUCCAUCAGUCGUUUUUGGCCUCCAACAGGAAACGUCUGCAAGAAACGGUUGUAGUUGAUGAGGAUCUCGAUGAGCAGAAACUGGAACAGGAGGAGCCUUACCAGGAGGUUAUGGUCGAGGAGGAGGACCAGGAGGAGCACCGCCAGUCUCCCAGGACUAGGCCAAAACGGGCGAGCAAACGGGCGACGCCAAAACGGGCGACGCCAAGCUCCAAGACCUGGUUCUGUGACCAGUGCGGCGGAGUAUACAAGGGCAAGUCUAUCCUGGACUUUAAGCUCCACCUCCAGCGCCACACUGGCCACAAACCCUUCGAGUGCGACAUCUGUCAGUCCAAGUUCUACACAAAGAACGAUAUGAGCCGCCACAGGAUCCUGCAUUCGGAUGCCCGGCCCUACGCAUGCCGCUUCUGCACCAAGACCUUCCGCUCCAGCAGCAGCAAGGCGAUCCACGAGCGCAACCACACGAACGAACGACCCUUCCAGUGUCAUCACUGCGAGAAGACCUUCACCGCCAGCUCAUCGCGCCAGAGGCAUGAGAUGCUGCACACCGACCAGCGGAAGUACCACUGCGAGAUCUGUAACCAGUGGUUUCAACGGUAUAGCCACUUAACCUUACACAAAACCAGUAAACUACACCAGCAGAGAGUGGAAAGUGCUUCGACUGCCUAAAAGAAAAAUAUAAACUUGCUUCAUAUUAAGUUUAAAAAGUGGAUAACCCAUGAUUUUUGAUGGCUUAGAAGAAGAUACAAAUAAUUUUAAGUUACAUUGACUGAAACUCUUGCCUAAAAAGAGGUAUUCUCCUAAUUAUAGGUUUCGUUACUUCGGCUGUCUAAAAAUUUCUUAUGAUAACUACAGCCUAAAAGAAAUUGGAAAUAAAUUUAAGUUGAACUUGUUGUCUUAAAAGAAGAUAAGAUAAUUUUAAGUUGUAUUGAAAAAACAAUAAUUUAAUAUUUUGUUGAACAUUAUAAAUAAAUGAAAAAGGUAA